CCUUGACGGAUUUCACAGCUCCAGCAGCAAGGAAACACACCCGUCAGCAGCGCGCACUGGAGACAAAAAAGCGCAUCACGGACAAAGGAAACAUGGGUGCGCUGGAGAGGAUUCACCUCAGCCGGGUAACACAAUGGAUGAGCCGCUUGUGUUUCGUUUACCGGGAGACCAAUUAGCCCACCUUAAUGAGGUGCUGGGAUGCAAGAUACUGCAAGCUAAAAAGGCGGAAGGCUGCGUUUAAUCCGUCUGCGGAUCCUAUGAGCUUGCAAUGGCUGUGGCGGGGAUAUGCAACUGGAUAGGGAAUAAUGUGCCUUUUUAUUUUGUGAUAUUUUCCUUAUUUUGUGGCCUUUCGUUUGGACAAUUGCGAUAUUCUAUUACGGAAGAACUCGAAAAUGGGGCAUUGGUCGGUGAUCUGGCGCAUGACUUGGGGCUGGAUAUUCGAAAGCUCGCCACCCGAAAAAUUAAGGUAACCUCCAACAGCGGUAAACGCUAUGUGAUUGUCAACCCCAAAAAUGGCAAAUUACUCGUCAAUGAAAGGAUCGACAGGGAGGCACUGUGCGAUUUAUCCAACACCUGCCUCAUUAAUCUGGAAGUGCUGGUCGAAAAUCCCACUGAGGUGCACCAUGUCGAGGUGGAGAUUGUGGAUGCCAAUGACAAUGCGCCGCAGUUCCCCAGAGACGAGUAUCAACUGGAAAUCUCAGAAUCUGCUCUGCCGGGGUCUCGUUACCCGAUUGAAAACGCUCAAGACCCAGACAUUGGGUCAAAUUCAGUUCGUAUGUAUCAGCUCAGCACAAACGACCAUUUCGCGCUGGUAUCCAAUAAACCCUCCCUAAACACAAAGCACAUCGAGCUUGUGCUGAAAAAGCCCGUUGAUCGAGAACAGACGCCUUACCACCAAUUAAUUUUAAGUGCUGUGGAUGGUGGGACACCAGAGAAAACAGGCACGGCUAAAAUCAAUGUCAGGGUCCUGGACUCAAAUGACAAUGUUCCCACGUUCGACAGCUCAGUAUACAAGGUGAAACUGUUGGAAAAUUCGCCCAAAGACACCCUGGUUAUUAAACUGAAUGCUACUGAUCUGGAUGAAGGCACAAAUGGAGAGGUUUAUUACUCUUUCAGCAGCUACACUCCUGAGAGAGUGAGGCAGAUGUUCAGCAUGGACACCAAUACAGGAGAAAUAAGAGUGAGAAGCAAUGUUGACUAUGAAGAGACCAACUCCUAUGAGAUGUACAUUCAGGCGAUGGACAAGGGCCCUGGGGCCGUGGCAGCACACUGUAAGGUAGUGGUAGAGGUGGUGGAUGUGAAUGACAAUGUCCCUCAGAUAGUGCUGUCAUCUCUGUCGAGCCCCGUGAGGGAGGAUGCCCGUGCAGACACGGUCGUGGCCCUCAUUAGCGUUACUGAUCGAGACUCUGGCGCUAACAAGCAGGUGAGCUUGGAAAUCCCAGCAGGCCUUCCUUUCAAGAUCAAGUCAUUCAGAAAUUACUACACUCUGGUUACCUCAGCCUUCCUGGACCGCGAGACCACCGAUGCCUACAAUGUCACUCUGAGUGCCACGGAUGGAGGAAACCCUCCGCUUUCCUCCCAGAAGACCAUACAGGUGGAUGUGGCCGAUGUUAAUGACAACCCACCGCGAUUUGAACAGACUUCAUAUACUGUCUAUGUGGCUGAGAACAAUGCCCCCGGGGCCUCUUUGUGUACUGUGAAAGCUCAAGACGCAGACAUUAAAGAGAACGCACGCAUCACCUACACAGUGCUCAAUGACAACAACCAUGGCAUCCCUGUCACCUCAUAUGUGUCUGUGAAGGCCGAUACGGGGGAGGCUUAUGCCCUAAGAGCCUUUGACUAUGAGUCACUGAGAGAGUUUCACUUCCAGGUCAAAGCCCAAGAUGGGGGCAUUCCUCCACUCAGUCGCGUUGCCACUGUCUACAUCUACAUAAUGGAUCAGAAUGACCAUGCACCACUGAUAGUCAACCCUCCCGGCAAUGGUACACGCUCACUGGAAACGGUACAAAAGAAUGCAGAGCCUGGUGCCUUGGUGACCAAAGUGGUGGCAUACGAUGCAGACGCUGGUCCAAAUGCCUGGCUGGUGUACGUGCUGGAGACAGCCACUGACCUGGACUUGUUCAAGGUGCACGAACACACUGGUGAGAUCAGGACCACUCGGAGGAUCCUGGAGGACAACUCCACCUCCUUCGCUUUAACCGUUGUAGUGAAGGACCAUGGGCAGCCUGCUCUUUCCUCCACUGCCACCAUCAACGUGGCCGUCAUGGAGGUGCCCCCCAAAGUGGCUCCUGACCCCAAGAGGAUCAUCCGACCUCACAGCACACUACUCUUCUCCAAUGUGACCCUCUACUUGAUCGUGGCUUUGAGUGCUACCACCUUUGUUUUCCUGGUCACUGUGGUGGUGCUGGCCAUCGUUCGCUGCCAUGCCUACUGCACCCAGCCUGGGUCCUGCUCCCCUUGCUGUGUGUCUCAGAAGCCCCCUCCAGAUGGCGGGAGCAGCAGCGUAAGUGCUGGUGGGGCAGGCGGUGGUGCAGCCGGAGCACAGCCUAAUAACAAUGUGGUGCUUCGGAGAGACCUUAAAGUGGAGCCUCACUACAUUGAAGUGCGCGGGAAUGGCUCCCUCACAAAGACUUACUGCUACAAGACCUGCCUGACAGCCACCUCUGGCAGUGACACUUUCAUGUUCUACAACACGGGACGCCCCAUCAGUGGCACCUGGGGCAGCGGUGCCGACCGCUUCUUCACGAGUAAUAGUGGAUUUGUACGAAGACUGAGUAUGCCUGAUGCCUCGCUGCAGCUCUGCCCAGAGCCGAAAGCCCCGAAUGCUGACUGGCGAUAUUCUGCAUCUUUGAGGGCAGGGGUGCAGAGUUCGGUCCACAUGGAGGAGUCCUCUGUGAUGCAGGGAGCCCAGGGGAUGCUGGUCCAGAACUGGCCAACUGUGUCCAGCGCUGCAGAUGGAGAUGGUGGUGAACUAUCGCCUCCAGUGGGUGCUGGAGUCAACAGCAACAGCUGGCACUUCAGGUACGGUGCCGCACAGGGUUACGGCCCUCCUCAGCCCCUGAAGCCCGGCGAGAUUCCUCCUGAAGCCUUCAUUAUCCCUGGAUCCCCAGCCAUCAUUUCUAUCCGCCAUGACGCCGGCCCUGUGGAUGACAAAGGUGACUUCAUAAGCUUUGGCAAGAAGGAUGAGGCCAAGAAGAAGAAAAAGAAGAAGAAGGACAAGAAGGACAAGAAGGAUAAAGGAAAGGAUGAUGGGGGGGAUGAUUAGAGGAGAAGGGGUGACUUGAAAACAGAGCUACCAACAAAUCCCAAUUACAGAGCCAGAAUAAAAAGCCAAAUGCAUAUUGUAGAUGCAAGGGAGCCUCCUUGCACUAUAUUUGCAAAGACAUUGUACAGUGGCCAACCCUCAUUAGACAAGUCCUGGCUCCCCACACCAUGUGAACUUGCUAAACAAAUGUUUCUUUUUCUUUCUUGGCUCAUUGGCCCAUAACUUUAGCCUGUAAAAGUCUAAGGUUUAUGGUUAACAAAUGUUCGUAGUCGACAGACUUCAUCUAAGGUUGGACCAAAUUCAAACAGAAAGGGUUUUAUUGGAUUAGAUUAGCCUUUCUGUGAUUUGCUGCCCCCACCAGUUUGUAUAAUGAAAACAAAAACACCUGAAAAGGUGUACUAUUUGUAUCUGACCAUUGUCAGCUGAGGCUGCCUGUGUUGGCAUCUCUGUCUUUAUGCAGCCCCCUUCCUUUUUGGCUCACCUAGUUGGAGGUGAAGUGAAAGCCAAACAAAAAAAAAAAAAGAAACAGAGGCUUUUGUCUUCAGUAUUAUGGAGGCCUUGUAGAAAUUCAGAAAAUGUGGUCUUUUGUAUAAAAAAAGAAAAAUGAAAAAGUAACAACAUACAGUAUAUGUACCAUGAGAUUAGCACCUUGAAGAGAAUGAGGUGGCUGAGACAAGCAGGACCACGCUCGAGCUCUGUUUCAGUGUAACAUAGCACAUUGCUGAGGCUGAGGACCUGGACUGGGUUGCACCAACUAUGCGCAAGUUUGUUCCCAGGUUAGGGUAUAAAGUAGCGGCUUCAUAACUGCUAGUUAAUUUGCAAGAGCAAGUUACUAAAUUCGAUUGUACCAUGGGUAGUAAGGGGGGAAUACUACGGCUCUAACUAGUUAUAACAUAAGACUUUACAUGAGUAGCCAAUCAGUAAUAGCAUUACCUCGCUGCCACACGGAUUUGCAGUUGACAAGAUUGGCAUAAAAAUUACGAUUGGUAUAAAGAAUCCAUAUUUGACUCUUUAAGGGCAAUACUAACAUGGUUUAGUCUCUUUUCUACAAAUCUUAUAUCCUUAACCUCACUGCUGAUAUUUUGCGUUUUCAGCAUUUUAAAAGUAUUUUCCUAUCUUUCAGGCAGCCGUUGUUGAUUUCAUUUAUUAGCACAAAAACAUAUAUGUUGAGAUUCCAUAUUUUUUCACAUUAAAGCUGGGGUAGGCCUAUUUUUUGGCAUCGUUGUCAAAAAUCCUAUGAUAACCUCUGAGCAUAUUGUAAUUUAAGUGGUCUGAGAGAAAACAAGACUUCUGCACCGCCUCUUGGCUCUGUUUUCAGGCCUUAGAAAUUCUAGCCCAUGACAGGAGAAUUGAGCGAAUCACAGGUCAUUUCAAAGACAGGACGUUCCUAUUAGUUGUUGCUGCAAAUGUGCACGUCCAUGGAAAUUGUGAAAGCCUGAUUCAAUGGUGGAAAAUCCUGCAGAAAAAGUAGCUGUUCAAACACUGACAACAACUGAAAAGUUCAUGUUUAUGUAGCUAACGUUGAAUGACAGUGUGUCAUUUCAAAGGGCUUUACAGGCCCACAAGUUUGCAAAGAAAACAGGACGAUAUUUCUACCUCCAGUCCUACAUAACGGCAUUGAGAUGAUUGAAAUCACUAGUCCUCAUGCACGUUACUGUGUAAGCUUAUAUGCUUGUCUAAACAUCUGGCUUUUUUUGCCUUCUCCAGAAAACUGCCUACCCCAGCUUUAAGAAAUCCAUCAAAGUGAACACAGCAUCUGGUUUUAUUGUGGUAAUAUGCAGAUACAUUUAAAAACUGCGUCAUGUUAUCACAUAACAUGGCAAUGAAACACAGACGUGAUGGAUUAAAGUGCGUCUCACCAUGUUGAUUUUCGUGUUGUAUGGAAAUGAAUGGGAAACAAAUUCUGCUUGAAAAAAGACAGAUUUAAAAAAAAAAAAAAAACGGAAAGCAAUCAUCAGUAACGUAUAAUUUGUAGAAAAUGGGCUGAAACAUCCAAAAUCACUGUUGAAGUCCUUCAAGUUUCAAAAUGACAUGGAAUUAUUAAUGAAAAAAAAUACGCUGUGUGCAAAAAAAGAAAAAAAAAAUCCUGCUUUACUGUUAGUGAGUACAAUUGUGUGACUUCGUAUCAUUUGCACCUGCUUUAUUGCUUGCUUAACUAUUUAGUUGUUACUUAAGGUUACGUUGUAACAGAUUUUUGUGGUGCUACCGCUUGUGUUUUAGCAAUGCGUGAAUCGGGAUUAGUGGCUACUUCGGAUAUAACUAGGGAACCUACGUGCAGCUGUUGCAACCGGCCCCUGACCUUGCCUCUCCUCUUGGAAUACGGCACAGGUCAAUGGGGUCUUAUUCCCACUGUGUAUCGGCACACCCAGUCUGACACACAUUAGUGUACACAAACACUGAUUCUCUCUGCCUCCUACUCACACACAGACAUACACACAUGCUCUCUCUUGCUCACUUACAGAUAGACACACAGUACAUACAAACGACAAAGAUAUACUAAAAGAAUACGCACCCCUUUCUGGAAACUCCAAGACUGACGGCCAGUGCCAUCCUUAACAUGGAAGUGUAUUAUAUGGCUGGGACGCAGGAACGUUGCUUGUUGCUUCAUUUCUGUUCAAGCCUGAUCCCUCUGAUUCUGUCUUUGAAUGUUAAGUAGUUGUUCUUCAAGCCCUGCACCACUGCCUCGACUGCUUCAGUGCUUGUAGGAUUUGCUUGCCCGCUGCCUGUUUCCUCCCUCUACUCCUGUUUCUUCAAAUCAACAUGGUUGGAUAACACCUUUCAAGUCACUCUCCUUCAAUGAACUGUGCGGCCCUAACACAGUGACAUUUGUGCAUUUGCAUAUACACACUGAAAACACACAUAGACAUGUGCACAUAGACUCCACACACACACACACACACACACACACACACACACACACACACACACAUACUUUGUUGGGUUCAGCUGAGCUUAGAUUGCUUAUUGUCGACAGCUCUGUCAUCUCUCGCAUAUUGCAUUGUAAGGACCUCUGACAAGUUAGCAGAAUCUGAGAGUAUGUUGUAUUGGAUAUAAUGAGACAAGAUGGAGAGGCAAAGGAAGAGUCAUUGUAGUGUGUAGCUCCAUCGUAGAGGGUAAAGAAACCACAGCAGAGUUAAUUGGGCAGGUCAUUCUUCCUUUGCACUAGCAGAGGUACUGCAGUUAUUCCUGCGUCAGCCAUUAGUGACAGCUGAUCAACUUGGGCCGACUAAAACCACUUACACAAUAAGUGCAGGGCAGUUCAGCAGCAGCAGUGGAAAGAGGUUGACUUGUGGUUGAUUUGGAAGUGGGGGAAAUCCACUUAAGGAUUAAUGGAGGGGAAGCACACUGUUGACACUGUUUAUGUUGCACCAGUGAGAGGCGAUGAUACCAGAGAGCAAGCAAAAAUCAACACAAGUCAAACCUCACAGCUGGAAAGACCCUAAAUGAUAUAUUUUUGGCUUAAUUGCUGCACAAACAUCAUAAACAAUGCAGCUGUACAGGAGAAAUGUCCAAGUUGCAGCGACCCAAGUGUGAACUGUGUGACGUGAUCAGCUUUAUUUGACCCCGACAUUGUGAAUCCCGGGUGUAGCAUGGUAGAGAAAGUGCAGUAGAUAGAGUGCAGAAUGAGCAGUAGAUAUUGGAACAGCAUCAACAUGAUGAAAAGUGUCAUAAAAUCUCACCUCAGUGUUCCUUUUUUUUAGAACAUCGUCUUACCAGUCACAGUAGGGGUAUAUAGUUGCUGCUAUCAGGCUCAAUCCCUCCCAUGCACACGUGUCUUUCCCCCCUGCUGUCCUUCAGGUGUACUUCUGUGCUGUCAGAUCACCAAGUGGCUGUUUGCAUGUUAUAAGCAAAGGAAACAGAUACUAUAUAGAUACUAUAUAUACAUAGAUAUGUUUUUCCACUGGGAAAUGCGUAUUGGAAUACAUAUACCUCUGAUACACAUUCUCAAAGACGAUACACACACAUUGAACGACCCAUACUCAUCCACACAUUCAUAUACAUACACACAUAUACUCUAUUGCAAACAGUAAUUUGUGGAAAAACCUAAAAGAAUCACAUUUUUUAUCCUGUUGAAAAUUUAAUCUUCUAGAUAUACAUAAUGCUAUUGUGUUAUGCUAUGAAAUGCUUUUUUUCUGUUUUUACCCUUAUGAUUUUCAUAGAUAAGAAAACUGAUCCUUAAAGUUGUGUUAAGCUUUGAAACAAUGAUCAAACAAACACUAUUGUGAAAUCGAAUCAUUUACUCACCCUCCAUAUGUAUCCCUUAAAAAAAAGCAGAAAAAGAAAAAAAAAAUCAAAAUACAUAAAAUGGUAUUAAAAAAAUAAAGUUGAUGUAUUCUCUGCUUGUGUAUAGUGAAUGUUCCUCAGUCGCUGGGUGUGGCAGUGAGUGGCACACACCAGUCGACUGUGACAGUGCAGAUCUGUUAAUAACUUUUUUUUUGUACACCUGCUUAUCAUUGUAAAGGUGAUAAUAGUGAUUCUUAUGAUUUCAUCAAUCUGGUAAUGUGUUUUGUUAAUAAGUCACAAAUAAAGUUUUUCUUAAAUAUCUUAA
Molecule: messenger RNA, 7814 nt
Organism: Epinephelus fuscoguttatus (brown-marbled grouper)
Lineage: Eukaryota; Metazoa; Chordata; Actinopteri; Perciformes; Serranidae
Product: protocadherin alpha-C2-like
Exons: 4
Coding region: 269-3265 (998 amino acids)
Biological process (GO): homophilic cell-cell adhesion
Cellular component (GO): plasma membrane
Molecular function (GO): calcium ion binding
Source: RefSeq, a predicted model, not a curated record